Schizophyllum commune H4-8 is the source of this 1102-nucleotide messenger RNA. Its product is annotated as snare-like protein. Gene Ontology annotation, biological process: intracellular protein transport; retrograde vesicle-mediated transport, Golgi to endoplasmic reticulum; intra-Golgi vesicle-mediated transport. Gene Ontology annotation, cellular component: COPI vesicle coat. Lineage: Eukaryota; Fungi; Basidiomycota; Agaricomycetes; Agaricales; Schizophyllaceae. The record is from RefSeq and is a predicted model, not a curated record. The transcript has 5 exons. Bases 220 to 795 code for a protein of 191 amino acids.
AAGCAAGUCAUUGUCAACGCCGAUGCGCCCUGGGAUACUUAACUGUCGAGUCGCGGGUGCAGGCCUGGAGCCAUUUGUGGCGUUAUCCCCACGUGUUGUCCCUUGUUUUCCCCCACGACGUGUCUGAACGCGCCUCGCGUCCUGUCCUUCUCAUAUCCCCGACGCGCCGUACUCCCCGUCAUCUUCAUCUUCUUGUCCGUCCCACUCAACUGACUCGCCAUGAAUCUCACGCUCUACACGAUCUCCGCCUUCAUCAUCAUGGACAGCGAGGGGCAUCGCGUCCUCGCCAAGUACUAUAGACCAAAGAGCGCGGAGGCGCUGGCACCGUUGGGGGCGAAAGCUAGCAGCCUGACAACACUGAAGGACCAAAAGGCGUUUGAGAAGGGCUUGUGGGGGAAGACGAAGAAGGCUGGAGGCGAUAUCAUCUUGUACCAAGACCACCUCGCAGUCUACCGCCAUUCCCUCGACCUCAUCAUCUACUUUGUCGCGUCUCCGGCGGAAAAUGAGUUGAUGCUGUCAACAGCACUCAACUCCCUCGUCGACGCGUUCAACCUCUUGUUACGGGGGCAGCUUGAGAAACGCGCCGUGCUCGAGAACCUCGAUCUGAUCUUGCUAUGCCUCGACGAGGCCGUCGACGAUGGUAUCAUCCUCGACACCGACUCCACCGCACUUGCGUCCCGCGUAUCACGAUCAAAGGCGGACACGACGGAGAUCGUCAUCAACGAGCAAACGGUCAUGAACGCGUUGCAAAUCAUGGGCGAGCGCGUCCGCGGGCAAAUUGCGCGUGGCCUCUAGAAGACCACGUCGCGGCGUCUAGGAGCUCGCUCGUAGCAUUCCACUGUGUAUCCUCAUUGUCCAUAUUGCAUUCUUGACCCUCCCAGCCUCGUCUACAACUUUGCCAGUGCUCGCGACGACGAGAAUAUCGUAGCGCCCAAGGACGAAGGAGGGGGGAGGACACGGAGAGGGGCGCUGAGGGGAGGACACGGAGAGGGCCGCUGGGAGCGGGGGAGGAAGGCCCUCGAGAAGGGCGGGGAGACGGAGAAAAAGAAGAAGAGCAAGAAGGGGGACGAGAAGGGGCCGCGGCACUUGUUGGCGGGCAGCU